Molecule: messenger RNA, 2669 nt
Organism: Oncorhynchus gorbuscha (pink salmon)
Lineage: Eukaryota; Metazoa; Chordata; Actinopteri; Salmoniformes; Salmonidae
Exons: 2
Coding region: 236-484 (82 amino acids)
Source: RefSeq, a predicted model, not a curated record
UCUCUCUCUUUCUCUCUCGGCUGUUGCGCUCUUUCCCUCUCUCUGUAAAUGCUAUCGUCUGUUCAAAUUCCAUAGUCGCCUAGCCGGCUGCACUUACUUUCAUACGCUAUAAACGUUUGCUGGGUCUGAAAAUGCAAUGUUGAUGGGAAGAACGUUCUAAUGUCCUUCUGGGGAAUACAAGGGCGACACGACACUGUUUCAAGAUAGACAGAGGUGUCCUCACACGCGUAUCACAAUGGAUCUCUCAUUUAUGGCUGCGCAGUCGGUCAUGGCGGGGGCCUUCAUGGACUCGCCCAAUGAUGACGACAGCACGGACCACUCACUUUUCAACUCCUCGGCCAGCGUCCACGCCGCCUCUAUGGCGGCCCAUGACCAGCCGGAGCGGGAGCCCAUGUCCCGCGACGCCAUCUGGCUUUGGAUUGCAAUCACCGCCACCAUAGGGAACAUUGUGGUCGUGGGAGUGGUGUACGCUUUCACUUUCUGAGUGGUGGAAGCCAUGAUGGAGACAUGCCAGCAGGAGGAAGCUUCUGGACAAGACAUUUGGACAUGAGCUAGGAACACCACAGCAGCCAACGGCCACUCUCAAAGGCUACACUGUUACAGAACAGUGAAUGAUUCUUGCAUUGGCAUCUUGUCCAAUCAUUUGAAAGACAAGGCAUUGUUCACAAUUACAGAAAUUAAUGUGUAAUAAGUUGGUCAUGUUACUGCAGCCAAAGGUCAAAAUAUGGAAUAUUGUAUACAUUAGUGCUGUUGACUAUACAUUAAGAUGUGAACAUUUCUGAUGAAGCUUUCUGAUGAAGCUUUAAAUAGUGAACAGUGAUGUACUCUGAAUACCCUCAGAUGUCAUUGGUCAAUUCUUUAAUCAUUGGACGUAAAAUAUUCAGAUAAUAAAACCUUAGUAACGUGCUGUUUGGAGCAUUUAGAGAUCAUUGUAUGGAAAGUAACACUGGUAAGUUUUAGCAUGUCUUUAACAUCACAGUCGUUACUGUAUUCUACAUCUGCCCGAAAUAUGGAGUUUAUGACAAACAUACUAGACACAAAAUGUCUAAAGAUCUUUACUGUCUGCAUGACAAUAUAGUUCACCUGACAGUAUCCGUUUUGGAUUAAGUUAAUCUAGUUCUCCGCUUUUCUCCUCUUUUUUGCCUCAGUGAGCCUUGAGUGCUGAAUAGACAAUCUUUUCCCAGCAUAUUUAUAUCUAAGAUGGUAUGGGUAACCUAAAUCUAUUUCUCUUAAACACCCCUAUCAGACCUCAAACCCAUAUGAGCAGGAACUACAAUUUAUAGGAAUGGAUGUUCACCUUGAACACUUUUCACAGAUGUUUACAUGUGGAAACAACAUUCCUCACACUGAGAAGUCACUUGGAUUCAAGUCUAGUGUACAUACAUCUUGAUGUGACUGCAGUAACCAUUUCAAUGUCGGUCUUGAUGUAUAUUUUGAUCGAGUAUUAUCUUUCUUCCUCUUUAUAGUCUCAAAACACAUUGUAACCCAAACUGCCUUCCAAGCCAAAUAGUUUUAAUGAGCCCUGGAUGUGACAAUAGCCAGUUGCCAUAGCGAUGCAUCUCUGUCGCUAUGUGCCUCAAGGAUACCAUGUCUCUCGUUCCCAGUGCAGCACACCUGUUUAUCUCUCUCUAAACUCCCUAGCACAUCUACCCAACAUACUCUCUCUCACACACACACACACACACACACACACACACACACACACACACACACACACACACACACACACACACACACACACACACACACACACACACACACACACACACACACACACACACACACACACAGGCUCUUUACAUGUGGACAUCGAUCACAUCAUACAUUAGCUGAUAAUGUUAUAGACCAAGAGUCAACUUAGAUACCAUAGGUUGAAUGAUACUCUACACAUAUGAGCUUUAGAGCUUAAAUAGUUUUAUACUGCUGGUUGCCCUUAGAUAUCAUGAGCAUUUCAUAUUGUAGAGCAGGGUUCUCCAACCCUGUUCCUGGAGAGCUACCCUCUAGGUGUUCUCUCCAACCCUGUUCCUGGAGAGCUACCCUCCUGUAAGUGUUCUCUCCAACCUUGUUCCAGGAGAGCUACCCUCAUCUAGGUGUUCUCUCCAACCCUGUUCCAGGAGAGCUACCCUCCUGUAGGUGUUCUCUCCAAACCUGUUCCUGGAGAGCUACCCUCCUGUAAGUGUUCUCUCCAACCUUGUUCCAGGAGAGCUACCCUCAUCUAAGUGUUCUCUCCACCACUGUUCCUGGAGAGCUACCCUCCUGUAGGUGUUCUCUCCAACCUUGUACCAGGAGAGCUACCCUCAUCUAGGUGUUCUCUCCACCCCUGUUCCUGGAGAGCUACCCUCCUGUAAGUGUUCUCUCCAACCUUGUUCCAGGAGAGCUACCCUCAUCUAGGUGUUCUCUCCAACCCUGUUCCAGGAGAGCUACCCUCCUGUAGGUGUUCUCUCCAACCCUGUUCCUGGAGAGCUACCCUCUAGGUGUUCUCUCCAACCCUGUUCCUGGAGAGCUACCCUCCUGUAAGUGUUCUCUCCAACCUUGUUCCAGGAGAGCUACCCUCAUCUAAGUGUUCUCUCCACCACUGUUCCUGGAGAGCUACCCUCCUGUAGGUGUUCUCUCCAACCCUGUUCCAGGAGAGCUACCCUCAUCUAGGUGUUCUCUCCAACCCUGUUCAA